Molecule: messenger RNA, 2478 nt
Organism: Pichia kudriavzevii
Lineage: Eukaryota; Fungi; Ascomycota; Pichiomycetes; Pichiales; Pichiaceae
Exons: 1
Coding region: 1-2478 (825 amino acids)
Biological process (GO): mitochondrial translation; ribosome disassembly
Cellular component (GO): mitochondrion
Molecular function (GO): GTP binding; GTPase activity
Source: RefSeq, a predicted model, not a curated record
AUGACAUGCUUUAUGUCCAGUGCUAUUAAGCGUGCUUUACAUACUACUACACGUGCACUGAACUAUGAAUCUGAUUUUUUACUAAAAACCUCCAUUAAUGAAAUUAGAAAUAUAGGUAUCAUUGCACACAUUGACGCAGGUAAGACCACUACAACAGAACGUCUGCUAUACUACUCUGGUCUAACCAAUCGUAUAGGUAACGUUGAUAACGGUGAUACGAUUACGGACUAUUUAACUCAAGAGAAAGAUAGGGGUAUCACAAUUCAAAGUGCUGCUGUGACAUUACCAUGGAAAGGGAAGAAAAUCAAUGUUAUAGACACGCCAGGUCAUGCCGAUUUCACAUUUGAGGUGAUUAGAUCGUUAAGAGUGCUAGACGGUGCAGUCACUAUUUUAGAUGCAGUUGCAGGUGUUGAAGCGCAGACGGAGAAAGUCUGGAAACAAGCAAAAGAUCUAAAUAUUCCAACUAUGGUAUACAUAAACAAAAUGGAUAGAGACGGUGCCGGUUAUGGGCGUACGGUGAAGGAAAUUGUUGGAAGGUUAGGCACCAGAGCAAUCUUAGUAAAUUUCCCCUACUUUGUAAAGGGUAAAGACCAGAAGGAUGUGUUUAAAGGUGUUGUUGACGUAGUGAAUAAUAAAUUGAUCGAAUGGAAUACCAGUUCCGACGUCGAUGGUAGAGAAGUUUCAGUUAGUGAUAUUAGUAAAGAAUCUGCUGUCUAUACUGACUUUAUCAAUGCAAAACAAGCAAUGGUUGAUUAUUUAGGAGAAUAUAAUGAUCAGAUUGUUGAACAUUUUUUUGAAUCUGAUGAUUACACAACUGUCGAUAAGAACUUAUUAAAUGCCACUAUUAGAGAUCUGACAAUUAAGAAUCUUAUAACACCUGUUUUAUGUGGCUCCUCUUUCAAGAACAUCGGAGUACAACCAUUAUUAGAUGCUAUUGUUGAUUAUUUACCUUCCCCAACAGAUGUGACGCCACCACAGGUUAUUGGAGUUAAGAACAACAGUGUUCCUACAAAAAUUGAUUCCAAAGUUGGAUGCAUUGUAAAUAAUAACAAAAAUCUAACUGCGGCACUUGCAUUCAAAGUAAUUAACCAUCCUAACCGUGGAUUGAUGACGUUUGUUCGUGUAUAUUCUGGCAAACUACAGCCGAACUCCACUAUAGUUAAUUCCAGAACUGGUGAAAAGGUUAAAAUAGGUAAACUUUUAGUUAUGAAUGGCGAAAAUCCACUGGAUGUCAAGUUUUUGACAGCUGGUAAUAUAGGUGUUAUCACAGGCACAGACGAAAUAGCUACAGGUGAUACGCUAAUUGGACAUGCUGUCACUAAAUCAGUUAAUGGAAUAAACAAGAAUGAGACAUCACUGAAAUUACUCCCUAUUGAUAUCCCACCUCCUGUUUUUAGUGUUUCUAUUGAGCCAACUACUGUUUCAGAUAAGCGGAAAUUGGAUUCCGCUUUGGGCGUGUUAUUGAAGGAGGAUCCAUCAUUGAAACUGACAUUUGAUGAUGAGUCUGGCCAGUCCAUUCUAUCGGGUAUGGGUGAAUUACAUCUAGAAAUUACCAAGGAUAGACUAGUUGAUGAUAUGAAAGUCAAUGCUGAUAUCGGCGAUGUGAAUGUUACAUAUAAAGAGACGAUCACCAAAGACGUUGACUUUGUUGAGAUUUAUGAAGAUGGAGAUAAUGAGAAUGAACAUCAGUAUGGAAUUUCUUUAUCAAUUCAUCAAUUCGAAACCCCAUUUCAUGAAUUUAUACAAUGCUUACAUGAGACCAAAACUUUUAAUAGUGAAGAUGUUUAUAUGCUAGAUAUCAACACUGCCAUUGUUUUUGAUAAAGCAGCAGUUCCAAGAGAUAUUGAAAAAGAAUUAGCAAAACCUAUCUGGACUCUGAAUAUUAGUUACGAGAAAAUCAUAAAUGCUAUUUUAUCGGGGGCUACAGGCUCUUUACAGAUGGGAGGUAGAUUGGCCAGGUUGCCGCUACAGAACCUUGUGAUUUAUGUGAACCAAUGGUGUGUUCCUGAUUUGAAGGAUAUGCAAAACGUAUCAGGCUUGAUCAAAAUAACUCGUGAGACAAUUAAUAAGGGUCUGAAUUCGCUCGAUGAUAAUGACUUCACCUUAUUGGAACCUAUAAUGAAUGUUAAGACUUACGUUCUUGAGUCUGAUGUAGGUACUGUUUCGCAAGAUCUAAUGAGUGCAAGGAAUGCCAAUAUUUUAAGUAUCGAAGACGAAAGUGAUGCAGGUGUGUCUGCUCGAGAAUGGGCAGAUAAUAUGGAGAGGACAUUUGUUCCGUACGACCCUACGAUGCAAUACUUACAGAAAAACAACGGUGUGAACAAGUUGGUUAUUUCAAGCGAAGCCCCACUCCGAGAAAUGAUUGGAUAUCUAAACAAGUUGAGAUCCUUAACUAAAGGACGUGGUAUCUAUGAUAUGCAAUUCAAGGGUAUGGAGAGGACUACUGGUGACCGUGUGAAACAAAUUUUAGAAGGUUAA